UCUUGUCGGUCACAGACUCUCUCACCCAAGCGUUGGCCGGUCCUCUUCGGUGUUUUCUUCCCCAAGAGGUGAGCUCUCUCCUCCCUCAUCGGUUCCUCCGCUUGGCUUGAGCGUCAUCCACGCACCUCCUUCAGCCCCGUCAUCCCCCCUCCCCCAACCUCACGUGUUCCGGGGUUGCCUGCUGCUGCCCUCUGGUAUCAUUCUUCCAGGUCGUGGGGUUAACUGCGGGAAGCGCCAGUAGUGUAUCGCUCUUUGUUGCUGUUCGUAUAUAUAGCACAGACCUUCAUUCUCCCACUUUCUAUUCCCCAUCUCAUCUGGUUCUAGGCUACUGCGUACAGGGAGAAAAUAUCGCGGAUCUGCCAUCUUUUCCGGACCAGGCACUUUACUUAUACUGUCUUUGUAAAAAGGGAUCAUGUCCACUUUGCCUCUUUUCACUCUUCUACUUUUGCCAGAAUUUUAAACUGCCUCGAUGCCGUCUUAUUGUUUGCAAGAUUGCCACUAUUUCUACCGCAGUGCCCUGCGACUCCUUUCAAUACCCACCCUCCUUGCCUCUCGUUACGCUUAGAACCCCCCCCCCUUUGGUUUAAUGCUAGCGCUUUCUUUUUGCUAACCAGUUGAAAAAAAUAAUGAUGUCAUACUCCACCUUGGCAGUCCGGUUCUUUACUAAGCCCAAACCCUUAGGGGAGACUCUGGCUGAAGACGCAAAGUCGAAAAACCCCAAACUUCCAAACGGAAUUUCGGAGACCAAGGGAACGCUUCGAAGCGCCAUGGCUGGAGCGGAGGAUGCGAACUUCAACUCCAACUCGGAUCCCAACUCUAACCCGCCUCAGACGGUCCACAAAGGCAUAACCUUUGCAAACCAAGACUCGCUCCCCAAGCUCCCGAUCCCAGAUCUCGAAACCACAUGCACCAGAUAUCUGGAGUGUCUGGCUCCUUUACAGUCCGCUAGGGAGCGGGAGGAGACGAGAGCCGCUGUACACGAGUUUCUCAGGACAGACGGCCCGGAAUUACAAAAUAAGCUGAAGAAAUAUGCUACGUCGAAGUCGAGUUAUAUUGAGCAAUUUUGGUACGAUUCUUAUUUGAAUUAUGACAAUCCUGUUGUCCUCAAUCUCAAUCCAUUUUUCCUCUUGGAGGAUGAUCCCACUCCUUCCAGGAACAACCAGGUCACUCGCGCAGCGUCGUUGGUAGUGUCCGCGCUAUCGUUCGUUCGAGCUGUUCGAAGAGAGGAGUUGGCUCCCGAUAUAGUCCGUGGGAAACCACUUUGCAUGUUUCAAUAUUCGAGAUUAUUUGGCACAGCACGAGUCCCAACGGAGAAUGGGUGCAUCAUUGGUCAAGAUUCGGCUGCUAAACAUAUGGUGGUCCUAUGCCGAGGCCAAUUUUACUGGUUCGACGUUCUUGACGAAAAUAAUGACCUUCUUAUGAGUGAAAGGGAUAUCUCUCUUAAUCUUCAAGUAAUUAUCGAAGAUGCAGAGCAGACGCCAAUCCAGGAGGCUGCUAAGGGGGCGCUUGGCGUGCUCAGUACGGAGAAUCGGAAAAUCUGGUCAGGCUUGAGAGAUAUCCUGACCAAAGAUCCGGGAUCUAACAAUGCGGAGUGUUUGAAUAUCGUCGAUACUGCUCUAUUUGUUUUGUGUCUGGAUUCCACAGAACCGUCAAACACUGCUGAGCUAUGCGCCAAUAUGCUAUGCGGGACCAAUGAGGUGGUGAAAGGUGUACAGAUAGGAACCUGCACAAACCGAUGGUAUGACAAGCUGCAGAUCAUCGUCUGCAAGAACGGUAGUGCCGGGAUCAACUUUGAACAUACCGGUGUCGACGGUCAUACUGUGCUCCGAUUCGCCAGUGACGUCUACACCGACACGAUCCUACGGUUUGCCAGGUCGAUUAACGGCCAGGCCCCUAGUCUGUGGGCAACCACAAGCCCUCCACCAUCAAAGCGCAGCCCCGAAAGUUUUGCAUCGAAUCAUCGCCUUCGAUUCGCCGAAUCGCACCUUGCGGAUCUAUUACAUCAGCACGAAUUUCAAGUCCUCGACUUUAACGGCUACGGGAAGAAUUUCAUCACCUCAAUGGGCUUCUCGCCUGAUGCAUUCGUUCAAAUGGCAUUCCAAGCCGCUUACUACGGCCUCUACGGCCUAGUAGAGAAUACGUACGAGCCAGCGAUGACCAAGUUCUUCCUCCACGGGCGCACGGAGGCAGUCAGAACCGUAUCCCACGAAUCCGUCGAGUUUGUGCGAACGUUCUGGGACGAGCGUCCCGCAGCGGAGAAAGUAGCGGCCCUCCGAAAAGCUACAGAAAAACACACCGCAGUUACCAAGAUCUGCUCGCAAGGCAAGGGUCAAGACCGACAUCUCUACGCCCUCUACUGCCUCUGGCAGCGCUCCUUCGAUGAUGGACCACCGAGUGCGAACGGCUAUUCGAGCCCCGUCGAGAAUGGUUCAAAGGUCGACCCCUCUUCGCCGCUACGAGCACAGAGCUCCACCACCGUCUCCCGCCCAUCUUCCUCAUCUGGCGACGGCGUAUCCUCCAGUUACUCCACCAGCAGCUCGCGCAACAUCCGUCUCCAACAACUCGCCCACACCCCGGCCCUCUUCAACGACGCCGGCUGGGACAAAAUCAACAACACGAUCCUCUCCACUUCCAACUGCGGCAACCCCUCGCUGCGCCACUUCGGCUUCGGCCCCACCUCCGGCGACGGCUUCGGCAUCGGCUACAUCAUCAAAGAUGACUCGAUCUCCAUCUGCGCCUCGUCCAAGCAUAGACAGACAACCCGCUUCAUCCAGUCCCUCGAAGCGUAUCUGUACGAGAUUCGCAAGCUGCUGCGCUCGACGCAGCACAAACCCGUCGUCCCCAGUAGUGUGCGCGAGCGGCAGAUGGAUGCGGAGGCUCGCAGUGCGCCGCUGGCGGUGACGCUUGGAGAGCGGGUGAAGGGAAAGGGAAGGAUGGUGAGGGUUGCUCCGCAGCAUGUGGUUGGUGGGGGGAGGGGAGGGGAGACGCCGAUGACGGAUAGUGCGGAGGCGGAGGCGGAGGAUGAUGGGAUGGGUGGAUAUGGGUUCUUCGAUGCCGGGAUGCUGCUAUAUGCGCUUAAGGGGCUGCAGGCAGAUAGAGAUCGGGAUAAGCCUCCGAAGCGGAAGCUGGUAGGGAAGGUGUUGAAGUUGAAUGAGUAUUGA
Molecule: messenger RNA, 3161 nt
Organism: Blastomyces gilchristii SLH14081
Lineage: Eukaryota; Fungi; Ascomycota; Eurotiomycetes; Onygenales; Ajellomycetaceae
Product: carnitine O-acetyltransferase
Exons: 5
Coding region: 627-3161 (844 amino acids)
Biological process (GO): carnitine metabolic process
Cellular component (GO): mitochondrion
Molecular function (GO): carnitine O-acetyltransferase activity
Source: RefSeq, a predicted model, not a curated record